Equus caballus (horse) is the source of this 1923-nucleotide messenger RNA. The record is from RefSeq and is a predicted model, not a curated record. Lineage: Eukaryota; Metazoa; Chordata; Mammalia; Perissodactyla; Equidae.
CCUGCCGCCCCUCCUCCCCCCUCCAGCGCCCGCUCUUCUUCCUCCGCGCCCGGCCCCUCGCGGGUCACCGGUCCCCUGCAGCCUCCGCCCCUGGCUGUGACCGCCCCGGCUGCCGUCUCCAGGGCGCGGACCGACGCGGGAAGCGGGUCGGCGAGGGACGGGGACACAGUGCGCCGAAAUCCAUGUGGAAUCCAACACUGGGAGACAAUGCUGCGAGCGAAGGAAGGAAGACAAAAAGCUAAAGGAGCAGCCCUGCCCGUCGUUCCGAUUCUCCAGAAGUUCCUGAGAACGUACGAGAAGCACUGUGCACAGACUCGGACGUCCGUGUGCCCGGCCGUCAAGAGGGACCUGAAAGCCGGCAUUGACAAUGGACAGAUUCUCAGGAAGUUUUUUCUUACAUUCCAGUUUAUACUUGUAAGACCUGAUGACUCCCCGCCAAGCAUCCCACCGAUUUCCUUGGAACCUUUGCUUAUGACAAUUCGAGAAGAGUGUUACACGCUGGGGAAAGAGAUCUGCAUCUGGGGCCUUCAACUGAGCAACCCAGAGAUUGCCAGACUCGCUUUGCUUCUGGAGUUGAAGGGGCGCAGCACCUGCCCGUUUACCACCCUAGAGCUCGUUGAUUGCAAGAUGGAUCCGUGGUCUCUCGGGAGACUUGGGGAGGCUCUGCAGUUCAGCAGUUUGCACUCUCUUGUCCUGGAUUACUGCAACUUUGGAAUUGAAGAAAUUGAGCGUAUUUUCUCAGGCCUGGAGAACAACCAAAGGCUCCAAGGCCUCAGCCUGCGUUACUGUGGUCCGGGGCCACGGAGCGGGCCGGCGCUGGGCUCGGUCGUAAGCCAGAGUGCUGUCCGUGAGCUGCACCUCGACGGCAAUUACUUGCAAUGUUCUGGAGCUCUGGCUCUGCUCAGACCCCUAGCAGAGUAUGCAGAGAUGCAGGGCAAAGGCUGGCCCACCACAUCCUCACCAGACGCCAGGAAUCCCCCUCAGCUGCUCGGAGUCAGCCACAGAGCAAGUUCAACUUUGAACCCGAUUACAAAGUCAUCUGGAGCUGUAACAGUGAAAACUACUUCAGGGAAGAAUAAGAGAAAGAAAGGAAUCAAGAAAAAAGUUAAAGGUUUGACUGAAGCUGGUCCUUGGUUAGUGAAAUUGCAUUUGGCAGAUAAUGGCAUAGAUGGAAAAGGAAACGAAGGAGAAAAAGGCUUCUUGGAAUUCACUCAGAUUUUAACAUGCCUGAUCAAAUACUCUGCCCACUUAAGGGAAAUUGACCUUGGAAACAACGGCCUGGGAGAAAGGGCUGCUGCUGACAUACUUGAAGCACUGCGAGCCAGAAAGGCAGGUAAACUGCCAGUCUUAAAACUUACAGUCACUCCUCAGAUCUCCUCAGACACCUUCCGAUCUAUUUGGAAAAAUAGCAAGAAAUCUUAUAUUACCCGUAAAAAGAAGAAAAAGGACAGCUACACAAGAAAAAUAGAAAAGAAAAAAAGAUGAAGACUUAGGACCUCUGUAUUUUGAAGUAAAGAAAAAAAAGUCAUUCAUUCUAUGUACAAAUGUAACAAGCACUGGCAAGUUCAUGAAACCAAACUAACUGUGGGGAUGGGUAUAGUAAAUUAUGUCUCCUCUUGAGGAUCUUAGCAUCUAGCUAGGAAGACAAGAUCCUCACACAUUAAAAGUAAACAAUAAUAGAGCAUAAGAGUUGAAAUAAUAUGUCAUUAUCGAGGGUAACAAAGGCUAUAGAGUAGUGAGAUCAAUUUAGCAAAUCUCCAGAAUUUAAAUAUCCAAUGUGUGAGGCCUCCUGAGAAAUUAUUCCUGAUUUAAAAAAAAAAAUUUGGAAAAAAAAUGGAAAUUUGCCACUGACAUCCACUGGGUGAGAGUUUAAAAUCUGUUUCUCUUUAGGGGUCUUUUGGCCGUGUCUAUCAAAAUGAAAAA